CCUAAAUGGACAGCUUGGCAUCCAUUUUCUCUCAAUCCCGCGUCGUGUCUGGAAGCUCCGUCCCACCUGCAGAAACACCAAAAAGUUGCACGUGUUGUACGAUCCAAUGUGAAUCACCCAACAAACCCAGAAUUAGAACAAAACAAAAGGGUCCUCGCUUGGGAAGUUCCUUGCAACGAAAGGAGAUUUUUACUCAACGAACAUUCUACCUAUUCGCCCGAUUCUGGACGACUACUACCCGCCUUUGAAGUACUCCGCACCUUAGCUUCCCAUACCCCCCCACGGCAGUAGGUAUGGGACAAACACUAUAGCUUCUUAGCCAUCCGCUCGCCCUCAAACGAUCCAUUUUUCGCAUACCGGCGGGCCAUUUUCGAACACAAUGUCAUUCGCAAAUGCUCCUGUUACCCGCAGCUUGGUGCUGGGCCUGGUCGUUACGUCCAUCGGCGCAACCCUGUUCGACGUCAAGCAUUACUUCUACCUCUUGAUCGAUCCGCACAUCUUGCGAUAUCAUCAGCCAUGGAGAGCGCUAUUGUUUCAGCUCUGCUACACCAAUUCAUCCGAAGUUCUCUUCGCAGCUAUGUGUCUGUACAACAUGCGCAUUAUUGAGCGAAUUUGGGGUUCAAGAAAAUAUGCAUCUUUCGUUGUCGUAGCAGGUGCUCUCACGACUCUCAUGCUGCCUAUGCUCGUUCUCGUUCUCAGAACACUCACCUUCGGGGCUUUUAACUACCUCCCAGCGGGGCCUACGCCUAUACUAUUCGCUAUACUCGCGCAAUACCACGCCGCCGUUCCGCACGUAUAUCAGUACAGGCUUGCCCUCUCUGCCGCUCCGCCAACAGAUGAGCAGUUUGUCGGAGUAACCUUUUCCAACAAGUCGUACAAGUACUUCUUGGCAAUCCAGCUCGCCCUCUCCCAGUGGCCCGGAUCCCUUCUAAGCGCGGUAGUAGGCUGGACUAUCGGUUAUGCGUGGAGGACUGAUUUGCUCCCUGGAUCUCUCACAAAAUGGAGGGUUCCCGGAUGGUUGGUGGGAAUGCGCACGGCGAGGAGAAGGCAGGAGUUCGACGGCCUCAGAAGGCGGCUUGAGGAUGAAGACGUCACUGGGGCUGCUUCAGGAUCACAGGUUGCUCAGGAUACCGAUGCUGGACGCCGCAGGACAGUCGGCCAGCAAAUAUUCGACGAGUUUAGAGGCUCAUUAUGAGUAUGCGCCUCAUGUGUAUCACAAGCCGUUACUUCGUUUAAAGCCACCCAUGGCACUUUUUUUUGCCGCGCCUGCAUGCAUCGUUCAAUAAUGAGCUCGUUCUUGACUCGAGAUGGGUAAUUGCGCAACCCACAGGCUAAGGUUUGUAUAUACGGGUUUGUCUGUACUUGGAGCUUUGGCAUGAAUAUUUCACCUGAGGUUCAUUGUUUCUUUUGCUGAACUACACCCAUGAAAAGCCAAUUCGAUGGAUGGGCUGAAUUUUAGGACAGUUUUCGUACAACACAGCACCCGAGGCUGUAAAUUAUUAAGCGUACUAAAGGAAGUCGUGAUAUCCGGGAAUCAUCUGAUAACGCAAGUCAGAGCG
Messenger RNA from Pyricularia oryzae 70-15, 1559 nucleotides. RefSeq lists its product as uncharacterized. The record is from RefSeq and is a predicted model, not a curated record. Lineage: Eukaryota; Fungi; Ascomycota; Sordariomycetes; Magnaporthales; Pyriculariaceae. Bases 380 to 1195 code for a protein of 271 amino acids. Gene Ontology annotation, biological process: retrograde vesicle-mediated transport, Golgi to endoplasmic reticulum. Gene Ontology annotation, cellular component: membrane. The transcript has 2 exons. Gene Ontology annotation, molecular function: serine-type endopeptidase activity.